AUGUCCGCUUCGACAACUACCCUUCGGUAUCCAGGUUAUAUGCAUAACGACCUUGUCAGCGUGAUAGCAUCUCUCAUUCCAAUCCCGCGUGCGCACUUCCUGAUUACUUCAUACACGCCAUUCACCGGCGAUCAGGUUGAGCAGGCCAAGACCGUGCGGAAGACGACGGUGCUGGAUGUGAUGCGCAGGCUACUCCAGCCUAAGAACCGCAUGAUGUCAAUAACACCCGGUAAAUCAAGCUGCUAUAUCAGCAUCCUUAACAUUAUCCAGGGCGAGGCAGACCAGACCGACGUCCACAAGUCUGUUUUGCGCAUCCGGGAGAGGCAUCUGGCCUCCUUCAUACCCUGGGGCCCGGCAAGCAUACAGGUAGCUAUCCCAAAGAAAUCACCUUAUCUCCAGAACACGCACCGAGUCAGUGGCUUGAUGCUGGCCAAUCAUACCUCAGUGGCGACAUUAUUCAAACGUAUCGUUAGCCAGUACGAUCGUCUGCGGAAACGCAACGCCUUUUUGGAGCAGUACAAAAAGGAAGCUCCCUUUGCAGACGGGCUGGGUGAGUUUGACGAAGCGCGAGAAGUGGUUAUGGACCUCGUCGCUGAGUACGAAGCUGCGGAGAGGCCAGAUUAUCUUGGGGGAGGGGCUGAGGGAGAUCAUGCAGACGAGGGAUAA
This is a messenger RNA of Trichophyton rubrum CBS 118892, 666 nucleotides long. Its product is annotated as tubulin gamma chain. Bases 1 to 666 code for a protein of 221 amino acids. Gene Ontology annotation, cellular component: spindle; gamma-tubulin complex; microtubule. Gene Ontology annotation, molecular function: GTP binding; structural constituent of cytoskeleton. The transcript has a single exon. Lineage: Eukaryota; Fungi; Ascomycota; Eurotiomycetes; Onygenales; Arthrodermataceae. The record is from RefSeq and is a predicted model, not a curated record. Gene Ontology annotation, biological process: meiotic spindle organization; mitotic spindle organization; cytoplasmic microtubule organization.